Molecule: messenger RNA, 1599 nt
Organism: Otolemur garnettii (small-eared galago)
Lineage: Eukaryota; Metazoa; Chordata; Mammalia; Primates; Galagidae
Gene: PLEKHA1
Product: pleckstrin homology domain containing A1
Exons: 12
Coding region: 23-1189 (388 amino acids)
Cellular component (GO): membrane; cytoplasm
Molecular function (GO): PDZ domain binding
Source: RefSeq, a predicted model, not a curated record
AGUGUAAUGUUCAAGCCCAGAAAUGCCUUAUGUGGAUCGUCAGAAUCGCAUUUGUGGUUUCCUAGACAUUGAAGAAAAUGAAAACAGUGGGAAAUUUCUUCGAAGGUACUUCAUACUGGAUACCAGAGAAGACAGUUUUGUGUGGUACAUGGAUAAUCCACAGAACCUACCUUCUGGAUCAUCACGUGUUGGAGCCAUUAAGCUUACCUACAUUUCAAAGGUUAGCGAUGCUACUAAGCUAAGGCCAAAGGCUGAGUUCUGUUUUGUUAUGAAUGCAGGAAUGAGGAAGUACUUCCUACAAGCCAACGAUCAGCAGGACCUUGUAGAAUGGGUAAAUGUGCUGAACAAAGCUAUAAAAAUUACAGUACCAAAGCAGUCAGACUCACAACCUAAUUCUGAUAACCUAAGUCGCCAAAGUGAUUGUGGGAAGAAGCAGGUGUCUUACAGAACUGAUAUUGUUGGAGGUGUACCCAUCAUUACUCCAACUCAGAAAGAAGAAGUAAACGAAUGUGGUGAAAGUAUUGACAGAAACAAUUUGAAACGGUCGCAAAGCCACCUCCCUUACUUUACUCCUAAACCACCUCCAGAUAGUGCAGUUAUCAAAGCUGGAUACUGUGUAAAGCAAGGAGCAGUGAUGAAAAACUGGAAGAGAAGAUAUUUUCAGUUGGAUGAAAACACAAUAGGCUACUUCAAAUCGGAACUGGAAAAGGAACCUCUCCGUGUAAUACCACUUAAAGAGGUUCAUAAAGUCCAGGAAUGUAAGCAAAGUGACAUAAUGAUGAGGGACAACCUUUUUGAAAUUGUAACAACGUCUCGAACUUUCUAUGUGCAGGCUGAUAGCCCUGAAGAGAUGCACAGUUGGAUUAAAGCCGUCUCGGGCGCCAUUGUGGCACAGCGGGGACCGGGCCGGUCAGCCUCUUCUAUGCGGCAGGCCAGAAGGCUGUCGAACCCUUGUAUACAGAGGUAUACAUCAAGAGCUGGUGAAUGCAGCACGAGCAUUCAGAGUCCAGGCACGCUUUCCGUCCUUCCAGCGCAGCCGCCACCUCACAUUCCACAGCCACUCGCAGCAACUCUUUGGUCUCAAGCUUUACCAUGGAGAAGCGAGGAUUUUACGAAUCUCUUGCCAAGGUCAAGCCAGGGAACUUCAAGGUCCAGACUGUCUCUCCAAGAGAACCAGCUUCCAAAGUGACUGAACAAGCUCUGCUAAAACCUCAAAGUAAAAAUGGCCCUCAGGAAAAAGAUGGUGACCCAGUGGACUUGGAUGACGCAAGCCUUCCCGUCAGUGACGUGUGAGAUAGAAGCUCGGGGAGCCUGUCCCCCUUAGCCAUCCUCAGUUUCCUUUCCUGAGGCCUUUAGCCAAAGAUGAUAAAGGGUGAAAUGUUUUUAAUGCAUAUGUUAUACUGCCUCUUAGAUGUACCCUUUAUAAGCUGGUAAACCAAGAAUCUAGGGAGUAGCCAAACUAAAUAUAAUUUCUUUUAAAAAAAAAAAAGAAAGGGAAAGUGCUAAGAGUCUCAGUAUCAUCUGUCUGAAGCUGUAUGUGUUCUCAUUUGGGUGGUAAAAAAGUGUGUGUGAUUUUUUUCUUAUUGACUUUGGCAGUUU